This is a messenger RNA of Aricia agestis (brown argus), 1663 nucleotides long. Its product is annotated as facilitated trehalose transporter Tret1. The record is from RefSeq and is a predicted model, not a curated record. Lineage: Eukaryota; Metazoa; Arthropoda; Insecta; Lepidoptera; Lycaenidae. Gene Ontology annotation, cellular component: membrane. Gene Ontology annotation, molecular function: transmembrane transporter activity. The coding region runs from base 100 to 1563 and encodes 487 amino acids. Gene Ontology annotation, biological process: transmembrane transport. The transcript is spliced from 11 exons.
AAACUCUUUAGUACUAACCUAUUGUGUUGUGCGUUUUGGUCAGUGCAGUGACUAUCACAAUCGCUGCGCGAGCCAAGACAGCGUCGUGACGUCAGAUAUAUGGCAGAUAGAAACUACGUAUACGACCCGGUGUCGACGGGCAACACAGUCCAGCAGCAACCAUACAGGAUGGAGCAAGGGCAGCUUUGGCGCCAAUACAUCAUCGCGGGCAUCGCCAACCUCGCGAUCGCCUCAACGGGGUACUGCAUGGGGUGGACGUCCCCCAUCAGCCCCCUACUGUCAAACCCCAACAGGACAGACGAAUCUCCCCUCACCAAUGGACCGGCUAGCAGCAACGAGAUUGCGUGGAUGGGCUCCGUGCUGAAUAUUGGCGCUAUUUUAGGACCUUUCAUCGGUGGUUUCCUCUCGUCCAACGUGGGUCGGAAAUGGGGGCUGCUGGCGUCAUUCAUCCCCCUAGUGGUGGGCUGGGUGCUAGUCAUCAUUGGCACCUCCAUGUGGCUGCUGUACAUCGGCAGAGUGUGCUGGGGUAUUGCUGUCGGGAUGCUGUUCACUAUCGGACCUAUGUACUGCGCUGAGAUUGCUACGACGGACUCCCGAGGCGCUCUCGGCUCGUUCCUCCAGCUCUUCAUCACCUUUGGUUUCCUCUUCGUGUACGGCGUCGGGCCUUAUGCGCCCUACAACGUGGUGGCUUUCCUCGGCUUGGGAGUGGUGGUGGUGGCUGCUGUGCUAUUCUUCUUCAUGCCAGAGACACCCACUUACUACUUGCUUAAAGGUAACCGCGACGCGGCAGCCGAGAGUCUGAUGAAGAUCCGCGGUAGAUCACGCGCCGGUGUCGAGGCCGAGCUCAGUAUGAUCGCCGCUGAUGUUGACGCGUCUUUGGAGAAGACUGCUACUCUGAGCGACGUGUUCAAAGGCAGCAACUUCAAGGCUUUUUACAUCUCGUGCACUCUCGUGAUGGCACAGCAGCUGUGCGGCAUCAACGCCGUGCUCUUCUACAUGACUGUCAUCUUCGAGUCGUCCGGUUUGGACAUCGCUGACAUCGCCACCAUCAUCAUCGGUGCUGUUCAGGUGGUAGCAUCAGCCAUCACACCGUUCGCGGUAGACCGGCUCGGUCGCAGGAUCCUGCUGCUCAUCUCGACCUGCGGAACUGCUGUUGGUUUGGCUCUCCUCGGCAUGUUCUUCAUCCUCAAGAGUCAGGGCAGCGACAUUGUGGACAGCAUCAGUUUCUUGCCGAUCCUGGCUCUGGUGCUCUUCAUCAUCACGUACUGCUGGGGUCUGGGACCUCUACCCUGGGCUAUAAUGAGCGAGCUGUUCCCUAUUGAGGUGAAGACUGCCGCGUCACCGAUCGUGACAGCAUUCUGCUGGAUUCUGUCUUUCAUUGUGACUAUGCUGUUCCCCAUGAUCCCGGAAGAGCUGAUGUACCUCGGCUUCUUCAUCUUCUGCGUGUGCUGCGUGUGUUCCUUCUUCUUUGUCCUGUUCGUGGUGCCGGAGACCAAGGGCAAGAGCUUCCAGGAGAUUCAGGAGGAACUCGGUGGAGGAAAAGUGAAGUCCGGCAAGGCGUAAGUCAGCCCAAGAAUAACAAGUCAGCUGCCAUACUACUAAGAGUAUUCAAAAUACGAGUUAAGGGACCAAUGUUUUGUACCUAUUUAUUGUAAGCUACGUU